This is a messenger RNA of Phymastichus coffea, 6933 nucleotides long. RefSeq lists its product as uncharacterized. Gene Ontology annotation, molecular function: microtubule binding. The record is from RefSeq and is a predicted model, not a curated record. Bases 3960 to 5858 code for a protein of 632 amino acids. Gene Ontology annotation, cellular component: cytoplasmic microtubule; endoplasmic reticulum membrane; endoplasmic reticulum tubular network. Gene Ontology annotation, biological process: endoplasmic reticulum tubular network organization. The transcript has 9 exons. NCBI's taxonomy places the organism in Eukaryota, Metazoa, Arthropoda, Insecta, Hymenoptera, Eulophidae.
CGGAGUACGAGCCCGUGAUAACAGCAAAUACAUACGCCAUUACAUAGGUUGCGAUUGUAUGUAUCACAAGUCAAUCUGCAUUACAAAUUUUUAUAUUAGACGCGUUUAAUGUUUAAUCAUAACGUAUUGAUGCAACAACAUUGACGAAUAGUGCAGAAUUUAUUGUGACAGUUGACUUUGAGCCACUCACGCCUGAUCCAACAUAAAUUCUACAAGUUAAUGUAAACGAAACAUCAAUCAACGAGCAAUUACCUAUUACUAUUCCUUAUCUUUAUUUUCCAUUGGUUGUUGAUAGAUACUUCUUAAUUCAUUGAAUAUUUUGUAUAAUUUUUAAAGUUUAGAUCUACAUACUAAUGCGAGUAAAAGUGAUUCAUGUUCAUAUUUUUUCGACGAAAUCUUAGACUUUUGCUAGGACAACUAUAUACAUUGAAUACAAUUUUCGGCUGCUCCAGUUUUGACUCUCACUUAACAACUGAUAUAAAGAAAAGAAGAUAUAAAAUUUUAAAUCUUCUUAACUUGGUUUGAAUGUACCGAUAGUUCACAAGAUUAUUAAUUAUUUGUGGCGAUAAUAAUUUUAAAAAAUGUGCUUAACUUCCGCUAGUUGAAAAAGAUCAAUUAAGGAAAUCAAAAUUAACAUUGAUUAUACUAACCUACUAUUCCAUUUAGAAGCGCAAUAAUUUCCAACUAAAAAAUCGCAAAACCAAGACCUGUCUCACAGUGCAGCAACAUAUUAUACCCGUCCCUGUACCAUAGCACGUGAUGAAAACAGAGCUACGUCACACACAGCCUACACUAACGUUCAUUUCGUACAUCGACGGCAGCGCGGCGGCGCAGAGAGAAAGAGAGAGAGAGAGAGAGAGAGAGAGAGCGAGAACCAGCUGCUUCAGUCGCUCAACAUGGCUGCCAUCGGCCAGUAGUAGCUAAGUGAACUCUGCUCAGACAGAAACAAUCUCUCUAUAGGUGCGUGCGUGCAGCUCGUCAAAUGAAGAUUUCGUGAUAGACGAAAAGAAACAUCUGCGGGUGCGUCGUCUUUGCUCUUCCUCUGGGCUAUCAAGGCGAGCCGUUUGUCAUUUAUUGUCGCUGGGGUUUUGUGCGCGCAAGCGUGCCUUUUCGCCAUGAUCUCGUCCAUCGUCUCUCGUCUCGUCAUGUACGGAAGUGAAACUGUCAACCGCACUUCAGUCGAAAAUUCACCAAAUCGGCAAAGAAAAUAAAUCACAGCGUUGACGGCGAAAGCAUAGUAAAAGUAUAUCAAACACAAGUGAAUCGCCUUCAUGACGUAAAAUACGUCGUUCAACGUCACGCAUAGUUAUAUUUAUAAACAGCCCAGCGAAAAGUGAAAAUCUAACGUGCUAAGGAGAAACGACGAAAAGUUUAUCCGUGACGUUUUCAGAAGCUCAUUGGCGCGCGAUCAAAAAAUCAACGUGGGAAUUCCAGUAGCUUAUUAAAAUAUAAAAUAAAACACAUUGUUUAUAAAAAGGCAGCUAAGGGAGUUCGUUGCACCCUUGUUGAAGUUUUAUGAAAAGAUUCAAGGAAUACACGAGUCGUUUCAGCGGUAGGCUCUUCGGCAGAUGCAAAAUGACUUGUCCAACACGAUCUUCAUCCCGGGCUUCGGCACCAGUUAUCGUGCCGAGCGUCGCUCACUACUCGCGCAAUUUUCACGCCCCCGUGUUCAAAACUGUCACCGUUGUCAAUACGCUGACCGUUGUGAUUCUUCCCGCGCCGCUGAAGAUUAAUCACGGAGACACGAUGUGAACAUUUGACUUUUGAGAUGUAAAAUGAGAUUACUUUGGGUCUAUACUUAAAAAAAGUCUUGAAUUUGCUGUAUGCGCGAAACAGUUGUUUAUUUAAAGCGUUAAAUUAUUAUCAAUUGGAGAAAAAUUUUUUGGUCUUCGAUAAAUAUUUUUAAGAAUGCAACGAAUUAAAUUUUUCUUUACUUGGUACUUGACGGGUGAACAUGAAAUGAAAACACUUUUACAAUUGCGUUUUUGGAUAACGUUCACAAAAAUGUAUCCAAAGUAAGCCUUAUUUUUUCCUACUUAAAUAGUUUAUACAGAAACGUAGGAUGAAAUAUUAAAUAAUCUACUAUAUUCUUCUCGAUACAUGGACUCAAUCAAAGUAUUAUUCUAGUCAGCAAAGUGUAUCGCGCGUCGAUUUCAGCUUUUGAAAUUGAAAAUACUCAAUCGAUUUACUUUUUAAGACGACUUGCAUUUACCGUAAAAGUCAUAUCUAUGCCUCGACGACAACGACGACAACAGAGGAUGUACGAAAGAAUACAAGGACGCGCGUUCGAUCGUCGACUCCGCAAAGUUUGUCGCGAGCGCGCGUUUGAAAUUUUUCCAGUGACAGUUGCAUCGACACACAAGAUUGUUUAUUUUAUCUUUCCCUUUUUAUUUAAAGCGUAUCUAUCUUUUACAUAAUCUCGUUGACUAACGAGCUGCGUGCGCUUAUCGACGUUGUGUUUCCUCAUGUACGAUGUUUAUGCAUUGGCGUGCACUGUAGAAGGAUAGCGCAAUAAAUUGAUAAACCGGCCCUGUGGUCUCUGUCCCUUGACUGCCAAAACCCGCACCCGCCGAGAACAACCGAGCCGACGAGGACGCGCGCGCGCAACAAUCGAAAGCGCUUCGCUCUCUAAUAAUAAACGCGGGCCCCGGCGUUCGCACUGGCCGAGGAGCCGCCCUAAAGGCCAAUGAUCCUCCCGUCCGAGAAUAAUCCGCGCGGCGCUGCUUUGUUUCGCGGAGCGCGCCCCGUCGCGAGUCAGCUGUUUUGACGUCGGCCUCGCCUUUCGCCGCGACGGCAUGCUCGUCCAUUCCGUUUGCCACCUCUCGCCGACGCUCGCUGGGCCCUUGCUAAGAGUCAAACGCUCGGCCCCCGGCGAACGAGCGAUGCGCGAUCUUGACCUCUGCUCUCCCGCCGCGGACGCAAGAAUAGCCGCGCGAGAGAGGGGCGGAGAAUCCGACGAAAAAAAUGCAGCGUUCGAAUUGGUUUUCUAUUCUGAUCUCACCGCGGACGGGUGCGACGCGGAGAGCCUCUCGGAUUUAUCGACCGGCCGUUGGAGGCGCGAGUACGCUCACUUUUGGCGCUGCUCUGGCUCAGAAAUCCCGAUCUUGAGAUUAUCCCACGCGGCAGAGUGGCUAAGAAAAAGGACGCGCAGACGCCCGAAUCAAAGGCGUCGUCGUCCACGCGGACGAAAAGAGAGAGAGAGAGAGAGAGAGAGAGAGAUGCUGAUUGAUUGCGUAACCUCGUCGACAUUGCCCGUAAUCGUCGAGUUACCGGCGUCGUCGUGGUCGCGGCGGCUCGCUCGAUUCGAGUUCCGCUCCAGUCGACGGCUGAUCGUCGCGUAGGCCCUCUCGCUGCGACGAGCCACAGCUGAUCCGGCCGAGUGCCGCGCGGAAGCUCGCGAACGCGAAUGACGCGAGUAAUCGUAUCGAAUUCGGAGCGAGGUAUUUACGGAAAGGCUUUCACAGCGAAGCCGGACUUUACGGACCCGUAAAAUCUCGUCGCAAACGGCUUUUGUUCACUUUCCGAAACUCUCGGCGAUUCCGUUCGUCUCGUGAAAAGACGAAUCGAAAUUCCAGAGUCGGUCCCCGGGCGACGAGCUGCCAAGCUCCAUCUGCUGUACAAGCAAUCUCAGCGUCUAUUCUUGCGAGCCCAUGCCACGCGAAAGCAGCACCGUGCCGCGUAUAUAAGUUUACGCAAGCGCUCGAGCGAAAAGGGCCAUCGCCGAGCGCGAGGGGGAGGGCAAAGGGGGUCAAGCGAGCUAAAAACCGGCGGCCGACCCGCUUGUCCGCCUCGCGGGCGCAGCGAGCGCGGCGGGCGCGACGGCCGAAAUAGCGAGCGAGCGCGCGCGCGCGCGCACGCGGGGCUCGCUCAGUGCGCGGCUGGAAGCUCGCGAUCUCGGCCGGGCGCACGGUGCACGCGCGGCUCGCGAGUCGCGGCCGCGGCGCAAGACCGGACGAGCCAUGCCGGCGACGAGGACGCAGCAGCAUAGGCUCGAGCCGACGCGGGCGCUGGCGCGCCUGUGCCUGCGCUGGGCGCGCGACUCGCUGCCGGUCGGCCUGACCAUGGAGAACGUCGGCGCGACGAGCGUCGCCGCCUGCCUCGUUCUGCCCCGAGUCCUCGCUCACUGCCUGCUCUAUCCCCUUUUCAGACUCGUCUUCGGCACGCUCUACCCGGCGUACGCCUCGUACAAGGCCGUACGCACGAAGAACGUCAAGGAAUACGUCAAGUGGAUGAUGUACUGGAUUGUGUUCGCCCUGUUCACCUGCGCCGAGACCUUCACCGACGUGUUCUUCAGCUUCUGGUUCCCGUUCUACUACGAGAUCAAGAUCAUCCUGGUGCUGUGGCUGCUGAGUCCGGCGACCAAGGGCUCGAGCAUCCUCUAUCGGCGCUUCGUGCACCCGGCCCUGUGCCGCCGCGAGGCCGAGAUAGACGAGGCGCUGGCGCGCGCCACCGAGCAGGGCUACUCGGCGGUCCUCCAGCUGGGCACCAAGGGCGUCAAUUACGCGACCACCAUGCUCAUGCAGACGGCCAUCAAGGGAGGCGGUGGUCUGGUGCAGCAGCUCCGCAAGAGCUACAGUCUGAGUGAUCUCGUCGGCGAGAAAGAGGACGAAAACCGUAACGUCGACGUGAUUGACGAAGUUGAUCUCGAAGAGCCACGUCGAAGAGAAAGAAACUGCCGGAGAAACUACAGUCCACGACGAACCCAGUCGACCAGCGAUCACGUCGGACUGUAUUUUGCCGAAGUUGACGUUGACAUGAGGAAGUCGAGGUCGAGGGACCCCGUUGGCAGUUUGACAAAUAUCAAAUCUUCGGACGACAUAUCGAGUGGCUAUAGCAGCGGCGAGGCACUGCAGUCGCAGAAAAAUUCCAUUAACGGCGACCAUCUGGUACGGACAGCCAGUGUGGGUGCGAGGAACCGCGCCAGUAAGCCACGACCUACCGCGAAGAAAGCUGCGGAGGUCGACGAAACGGAGGGACCGGAGAUCAGCGAGACACUCCCAAAUCCUUUCGCCCUGCUAAAUACCCAACAGACCCUCGAACUCCUGUCGUUCCUCUCGCGAAAUAAAGAAUAUUUAGGAAUGCUUCAUCAUCAGCAAAACUUGAGUGAUUCCGACGACGACAGUUCUACCCUCAAAGCCGAUACCCCGACUAUAAAAGUUGAUGACGCGAAAGGAUCGGUAAUAGACGUUAAAGUCGAGGAGGAGGAAGUUGCUGAGCCGAAACAACAAGAAUUGAAAAUCGAUGCAGACGAGAUUUGCUCAGAUAAGCUUAACAGGCUGAAGGAAUUACUCGACAGUGCUAAUAAAGCCGUGGCGACGAUGGUUGGGUCUCAAGAAAAUUUGACUGACGCCGGGAUAUCGAUUGUUCAAAAAACUUGCAAUACAUUGGAGAUUAAGACCAGUCCAAGCAUUUCGAGGAGCAACUCCGAUUGUAGCAUCGAACGAGCUGGCAAGUAUCACAAGAAGCCAGCGCCCAAAGCGCCGGAGAAAGAAGAAUCGUCGCAGGAUGAGACCGAAGGAAGGGCGCUGAAAGCCACGUUGGUCAUAAAAACUGGCAGCGUGAAAACUCUAAGCAGCAACGCAGCCGUGGACGCGGUGAUCAAACGCCGCAAGAGGUCCAGCGCUAAAACGGCGGCUAGAGAGAGCUUCUCCAAACUCCUCACCAUACCAAAGACCAUCUUCCACAACGCCUUUCACAAAGACAAGGACGAUGAGAGCAGCUCAUCGAGUCGCGAAAACAUGGACGUCACUGAAGUCCUCGCUAACACUGACUCUUCCUACGUCAGUCUUAGAUCCGACAGCAUAGACGGAGAUGUCGGUGCAAUGAAGGGCAAAGCAGAGGCAGAGACGGAUGUUUAGAACCCAUUCCCUUCGUCCAAUUUCCUCUCCCCGAUCGAAAAAAACAACACCCGAGGCAAGCGACGACCACCAUAUCACGAAUUAUGCCACACUGCCGCGCAGCAAGAAGCCAACCAAGAAGAAGGUCACAUGAAACCAGUAGACGAAUCGAGAAUGCCGGUUGCCAAAUUGAAGCUUCAAUAAAAAAAAAAGAAACAUGGUUUUUACGAAUUGUGCACGCGCGUGCGUUGGAAUUUCUUCUUCACGUUACUUUCUGAACGCUUGCAAAAUGCACUUCCGUACAUUUUUAUUUUUACGAUAGGCAAACGAAACAAAACAUGACGUAUGAUUCUAGUCACGUAAUACUGGAAACGUCCAUGAUUAUUGCUUAUGGCGCACAACUGAAAGCGUUGCUUAUGUUUUUGAGGAAUAACCAUUUUUUUGUUCUACUAACGUUUUUUAGCGACAAGAUUGUAAAGCACAAGAGUUCAGUACUGAUGUCAAAUAAGACUUGAAACGAAGGUGAUGAAUAAAAAGCGACGAGCAAAUGCCAAGAGAAACAUUCAAAUUCCAGUGAACCAAGUAUUAUUGCGUACUUUGGUAUAAUGCUAUCGCUUUUUUCCUCCGCGAACAAUAAAUUAUAAGUCGGUUAAUUAUUGUUAGUCGAUAUAAAAUGAGUAGUCUAUAUCGUAUGUAUAUCUACCUAAGCAAUUCUAAAACGACUGGUAACGUGAUUAGUUUAUUAAUACGUAAGAGAGCGCAAAAUUCGCAAACGAGGUUUAUAAACAUAUCUUUUGCGCUUUUCUACCAGACCAUGAAACCUCGCGCCAAAAAAUAAAAGAAAGAUACUUGUCCUGCAUGUGUAUACUGAUCGAUUCGUAGAAUCGUCGCAUGUUUUGUUGAAGACUCGGAGGAGAGCCGUGAAUUGAGUUGUUUUCACUGAUCAAAUCAGACAAUUCAUCGCCAAGGAAACGGCGCUAUAAAGUAUUAAUUCGUUGAACUGUUUUCUAUCUUCUCUAUCGUAUAAGAAAUGUUUCGAUGUGUACAUUGUCUCGAAACUCGUUUGUAGUUCAAUAAAGAAAGCAAUGUUAAUGUG